CGAGUCGACUUACUUAUGGUUAAACAAAAAAAUUUCCCUCCUUAUUAAAAUCAUGAAGUUGCGACCUCCGCCGAGCGUUUCCUCCCUUUCUCUAUUUUCAUUCUGAUUUGUGUGCGCUGCUCUUCGUCUUCUUUCUCCUCCUCGUUUGAUCUGGUGUUCUUUACCAUUUUCUGCCCUAAUUCUCUCUUCAUCCUCACUCAUUUUCCUUUUAAUUUUGUUUUUGUUCUUGUUACUGUUCUGGUUCUCGUUGUUGAUUAUUGUUAUCGGGUUCGUUUACUUUCGCAUUCUUUGAUCAAAUUGAUGUUCUUCGUUUCAUGCAAAAGGUUUCGUUCCUUUUCCCUGUUUUGAUGGUUUGUUGAUCGAUAAUUACACUUCUCCAUAACAGACGAGACGCUGCAUUUCAUUUUAUCAUAAACCCUAAUUGACGAAAGAAUUGAAAUUUGUGUUUUUUCUUGUUGGGUUGCAACUUAAUUGGGGGUUUCUAAGUCAGGAUUUUACUCAUUUGGAGGCGUCGUUGAGAUGUGCUAAUACUUGGGGUUUCUUCUAUGGCACCGGUUGUUCCAACAGCUUACACUGGACAAAAGGAAUCCAAGAAUUUUUCUCACAAAAUGAUAGGAAAAUCUAGAAGUUUUUCCAUGGGAAAUCAUAGGGGUCUUGUUUCUGAUUAUCGUCAUGCUGUUGAACUAACUGCGGAAUCUGAGGGGUUUGGGAGCUCAGGACGUGUUGACACUGAGAUGACUAUCUCUGAGGAUUCUUGUUCUCCCAAGAGGAAAUGUAUCAGUUUAAAUGGGGAUAACCAUGAUCAGUUUGGGUUUCCAAUGCAAGUUCAUUCAUUUUCUAAGAUGUCCAGGUCGGAAAGGAAGGAUUUAAUGAUUAGGUUAAAGAGGGAGCUUGAAGAUGUACAGCUUUUACAGAGGAAAGUCUUGUCGUUUAGCACGAGUGCUGUUGUUUUAUCACCAGCAAGUGAUAUUCGUAGUUGCAGUGAUGGGCAGAAGAGGCCUCCACUUGAGAAUACUCCAAGACCACCACCUGUACAUCCUGUGAAAGGGAAGAAACAGCCUCCUGGGUCUGCAGGGCGUAAUGGGGCUCGUAUGAAUAAGAAAUUGCCUGGGCAGAUCGAUACUAAGAAGCAAGUUGCUUCGGUUAAUGCUUCAAACCCAAUGCUGAUGAAACGAUGUGAAACCCUCUUGAAUUGGUUGAUGGAACAUCAGUAUUCUUGGGUUUUUAAUGAACCAGUUGAUGUUGUCAAGUUGAAUAUUCCUGAUUAUUUUACUGUAAUCAAGCAUCCCAUGGAUUUGAGUACUGUAAAAAGCAAGUUAAGUAGAGGGGAAUACACUAGUCCAUUGGGAUUUGCUGCAGAUGUCAGGCUUACCUUUUCAAAUGCAAUGACAUACAAUCCCCCUGGAAAUGAUGUUCAUUUUAUGGCUCAAACUUUAAGUAAACAUUUUGAACAGAGGUGGAAAGUGAUUCAGAAGAAAAUGUCAACAAGUACAGAUUUUCAAGUAUUGCCUUCACCGGUGCAACCUCCUGUACGAAACGAACCGGUGACAGUCGCCAAUCAUAUUCCUCCUUCCAAGAAAAAGAAGGUUGCCCCUGUUGUGGGACAUACAGUGAAGUCAGAACCUAUUAAGAGGGUAAUGACAGACAGUGAGAAGCAUAAACUGAGCACUGAAUUGGAGGCUUUGCUUAGUGAAUUGCCAGACUGUAUAAUCGAGUUUUUGAAAGAAAGCAGUUCUGGUGCUGGGGAAAAUGGUGAGGAGGAAAUUGAAAUUGAUAUUUUUACUCUUGGUGAUGAUGUCUUAUUUAAGCUUAGAAAGUUGUUAGAUGACUUCUUGUUGGAGAAAAAGAAGAACCAAACAAAGGCCGAGCCAUGUGAAAUGGAGCUAAACAAUGAGUCGGGGUUUAGCAAUUCAUCAAUUCAAGCUGCAAAAGGCAAUGAUGCAGUUGAUGAAGAUGUAGAUAUUGGGGGUAAUGACCAUCCCAUUUCAAGUUUCCCUCCAGUAGAGAUAGAUAAGGAUACAGUCAAUAAAAGCAAUAGAGGUGGUAGUCCUAGCAGUUCCAGCAGUGACUCCGGCUCAUCAUCUAGUGAUUCAGAGUCUGGCAGUUCUAGUAGUGAAUCUGAAGGUGCAAGAGCUUUGCCUCCAGCAAACAAGUUGCAGUCAACUUUGGAUGGCAAACCAAACGUGGACCAGGUACAUAAUGACCUUGGCCAGGAAGUUGGCAGAAAUACGUCUCGAAGUAGCUUGAGCCAAGUUGAUCAAAGUUCUCUGACUAAGCCUCUAUUAAUUGAGGUGGAUGGCCAUAAAGAUGGGGAGAGUGCUCCAUCUGAGAAGCAAGUCUCCCCAGAUAAGCUAUACCGUGCUGCUUUAUUGCGGAGCCGAUUUGCUGAUACAAUUCUCAAAGCUCAGGAAAAGACUCUUGAAAAGGUUGAAACACGAGAUCCAGAAAAAUUAAGGCUGGAAAGGGAAGAGCUUGAGAGAAGGCAACGAGAAGAAAAGGCUAGACUACAAGCAGAAGCCAAGGCUGCAGAAGAGGCACAAAGGAAAGCUGCAGCUGAAGCUGCCGCUGAAGCCAAAAGGAAAAGGGAGUUGGAGAGGGAGGCUGCACGUCUUGCACUGCAGCAGAUGGAGAAAACAGUUGAUAUUAACGAGAAUUGUCGGUUCAUGGCGGAUCUUGAGCUGCUCAGUAGCACUCCUGCUGAUAAUCUGACGACUUUUACUACAAGCCCAAAUAACUCUCAAAAUGGCGGUAUGGGUAGUUUCAGAUUUCGAGGAAACAGCAAUCCCUUGGAACAACUUGGUUUAUACAUGAAAAACGACGAUGAAGACGAAGACGAAGUUGAGGCCCCACAUAAUCCUCCAGAUUCUGCACCGGAUGUCGAGGAGGGAGAAAUUGAUUGAUCAAACUCUAGUAUUUUCCCGAUGUGCAAAUAUAGUUUAAGGUAAUGAAGAACUACUUUCCUAGAGUAUGUCUCGCCGCAUCAUGUACGACUAAUCCACUUACAUGGUUAUGCCUGCUGGCUAUGCUGGGACCUGGUUCGUCCAGUCGUACAUCUCCGCUUUGAACCUCUUUGCAACUACUCAAAACGGAGUGGAGUUUCGCUUGGCAAGUAAAGUGCCCUUGAUGUUAUCGGUCGAGCUUCGGGUUCGUUUUUUCGUUUUUGGUCUAAGCAAUGCUGUGGGUGAAGUUAGCCGAUUAAUCCGGCUUUUUUUUUUGCUCUUUUUUAUUUUUUCCUGUAAAAAAAAAACAGAUUCAUUUGUAACUUGAACCAUGGCACUGCUCCAGAAUCAAGGGGUUGCGUUAUUAUAACAUCAGGGACUUUAUUCUUGGAACCUUUUAAUCUUGUUUCUUUUCAAGUUUCCGGCUAUUGUUUUCCUGAGUACUUUUUGAUGGGUCUGAAUUUGGGUCUGGAUCUGAAAUCUUUUUUAUUUUUCUAUUAAUGGUACGAGUAUAUUAGAGGCGGUUUUUCUAUAAAACUUAUGACGUCUACAAUGACAACUACAAUAAUAUAUAUUAAAAGUUAGUUAAUUAUAUAUUUUUUGAAUGAAGAAAAUUAUAUUUGUGCAUAUUUAAGGGUGACUAUUAUUUUUUGAAUGA
This is a messenger RNA of Amaranthus tricolor (Joseph's coat), 3597 nucleotides long. Its product is annotated as transcription factor GTE10-like. Bases 546 to 2900 code for a protein of 784 amino acids. The record is from RefSeq and is a predicted model, not a curated record. The transcript is spliced from 11 exons. NCBI's taxonomy places the organism in Eukaryota, Viridiplantae, Streptophyta, Magnoliopsida, Caryophyllales, Amaranthaceae. Gene Ontology annotation, molecular function: protein binding.